UCAGUUUGGUUUCCAGGCUAAUGAUUUACCGCGAUGGUAAUGAAAUGAUCAAACUCUUUCACUUUUACUGUAUAUGCGUUUUUUUUUAAAUAGCUGCAAGAUUUGAGCUGUAGACCACUGUGUAAGUAGAGCCUGGAACAACUCACACGAUUCAGCAAGCAACCUGCCAGCCCGAAAGCAUCAACAUCUUCAAGUACCAUUUCGAAGAUACCGGCUCAAAAUGGAUCCAAGUGUCAGAGCGUUCUGGUUCCAGUCAGGUCCAGCCAAAAAACAACAGGAGACGUUCCACUCUUCAAGAACUGAGCAAAGAAAGGAUCUCGGGACUACAGUGAUGAGGGAACCAGUGUAUCUGAUUGAGGAGAAUCACCAAAGAUUGCACAAUUCAACCGCCCUCGGUUAUAUCCAGUCUGGCCCAGCAGUUUCUACAGUGAUGAUGGAUGAACCAGUGUGUCAGAUAAAGAAUGACAUCGCUCGUGUGUUUGAGCCCCUGGAGGAGGCUUUGAGUCAUGGCUCCUACAUACACCCAGGGGGUUACAAAGACUUCCACGACAACCUACAGAAGCUAACCAAGCAAUUCAGAACAGAGAGAGACAGAGGACUCAAGAGUGAGGAACUAUUGAGAGAGUAUCUGGAUGAGAAGGCUAGAGUGGGAAAUACUAUCCUCUUGGUCGACCAGACUCUCAGCAAAGAAGAACACAAAAGGGAAGUGGAGUGGGUGAAGAAGGAGGCAGCAGAACAGGCUCGAAGAGUGGCAGAAGAGCAGAUUCAGAUUCAGCAACAGCUGAUCAAUAAGAUUGAGAAGGAACGAGAGAACACCAAACAGGAAUAUAUACAAGUGCUGGAGGCCAGACUUAAGGAACAGAAGGACCUAAUGGAUAAAGGCUUUAAGGAAUUAGGAGAAUACGUGCAGAAAAACAAAAAUGGCGUUCAAAGUGUCCUUAAAAGUCCCGCUCCUCAAAAUUCUGUCUCCAAAGUAUUGGAUGGAGUUGGCAAUAUUUGCUCCUUUGUUCCUGGCGUUGGCACUGCGAUUGGUGGAGGCCUUAUUGCCGGUGCCAAAGCUUUAGACUGCGCAUCAGAAUUGUUGAACUAGCUGCCCAGUGUUUCUAGAUUUCUAUGAAAUGUGAGCUAUAAUUAAUUAAAAUAUCAGGGAAAUAUUUUCCUUUAAAAAAUAAACAUUUUUGAUGGUUAUAUGAUUAAGGGGGGAAAUAUUACCUUAUGAGGGUGUUGUGCCUGGCCUUAAAGCCACAGUCUAAUGAAGUCUGUUUGAUUUUCCUUUAUUAAGCCCCUUUUUUCAUCCAACAAGUUUUCCUUUUAUUUCCUUCAUGUUAAGUUUUACUUUAAAGCGUAUUGCAAUUUUAUAUAAACAUUGAUUUAAAAUGAUAAACAAAUGGUUUAUAAUACUGCUAUCCUACAUUCAUUGAUUAUAUCUAAUCUAGUAAUUAUAUGAUGAGUCAAUUAUUAACUUUAUAAAUACAUUGACAAAGUCUAAUUACUUCUAAUUACUUACAUUACUUUAUGCCAAAUAAUGUAACCUUACUGUAAAGAGCUACCAAAUAAUAUAUCCUUUCAACAUGUAAAAGAUGACACGGCAAAGAUUUAUCUUUAGAAAAGUUUGAUUUAAUAAAAUGUUCUAAUUGCAGUAAAAAGCAGUCAUUUGGGAGCAUGCCAGGACUGAAGAGCUAUGCCAAUCUGAAUAAUACGUUUUCAAAUGUAAACAAAAUAAAAUCUGCUGAGACAUG
Coregonus clupeaformis (lake whitefish) is the source of this 1739-nucleotide messenger RNA. RefSeq names its product guanylate-binding protein 2. Lineage: Eukaryota; Metazoa; Chordata; Actinopteri; Salmoniformes; Salmonidae. Gene Ontology annotation, molecular function: GTPase activity; GTP binding. The transcript has 6 exons. The record is from RefSeq and is a predicted model, not a curated record. The coding region runs from base 221 to 1090 and encodes 289 amino acids.